Sycon ciliatum is the source of this 5596-nucleotide messenger RNA. Its product is annotated as probable helicase with zinc finger domain. The transcript is spliced from 26 exons. Gene Ontology annotation, biological process: regulatory ncRNA-mediated post-transcriptional gene silencing. The coding region runs from base 188 to 5104 and encodes 1638 amino acids. Gene Ontology annotation, molecular function: metal ion binding; helicase activity. The record is from RefSeq and is a predicted model, not a curated record. Gene Ontology annotation, cellular component: cytosol; P granule. Lineage: Eukaryota; Metazoa; Porifera; Calcarea; Leucosolenida; Sycettidae.
ACAAAAGAAGAAGAUGCAGUUCGGAGUCGUAAAAAUAAGUUCGAAAGAGUUGGAAAAGCAAAACUCUGUAGUGCAGUGGAGCUGGGACUUCCUCUCCUGUGUUCUCCUCCAUGAGGACUUCGCAGUUUGAGAGUUAGAUUAGCAGCUGUGCUCUUACUAGUCUCAGUAACGAACGAGAAGAAGCACAAUGUCGCUGAUAAGGGAAGAAAAAGUUGUUUGUGUUGUUUGUUUCAAUGCUUCGAAACAUAAGCCCAAACCCCAUCUAAGGACUCUGGAGUCGGCUGAAGAGAAGAAAGGAUCCAAAGAGAAAAACUGCAAGUUCUGUGGACAUAUAUGGAAGCAACUCCACGUUGUACGCGGAACGAAUAAUAAGUGGUUUCCAGUUCGCCAGAGACCAGCACGUGUUUCAGGUGAAUACCAAGUCUGUACUUAUCGAGAGAAGUGUCAGAAAGGUGCAGUUUGUACUUUCGCUCAUAGCAGUGAAGAGCUGGAAGUAUGGAGACGCGAGCGUUCUGCUGAGCAGUUGAAAUCGGGUGCUGAAGUCCGACCAUUCCCCGACUUUCAGGCAGCAGGUGUGAAUGCAUCUAGCGAGAUCAUUUUGCAGCUGUGUAAGAAUUAUUUGCUAGGCAACUGCACGUAUGGAAAGCGCUGUACGUUCGCCCACAGUGAGCCGGAGCUCAGAAAAUGGAGUGCAGAUAUGCAGUCUCGUAAGAAAGGAGAGAAGACGAUCACGCCCGCGUCCACGACCCUAUCGUGCCCACUGUGCCAAGUACCGUGCAACUCAUUUUCAAUGCUGCAAGAACAUCUCAGUGGACAGAAGCAUGCUGCUCGCGUGGAGGCCGAACGUCUUGUGCAGCAGCAGCAGCGCACAUCUCAGCAAGUGUCAUUUCCAGGUUCUAGCCAAGUCAGGCCGAGCACUGCUGCGGGCACUGUCGCGGGAGCCACAGCGCAGCUUGGUGGGACAAGUGGUGGCAUGCGUGCACCGCCAUCCAUGCCCUGGAUAAGAGAGUAUCGCAUGUGCUGGUAUGUGGACAGUAGUAGGCGUUGUCCGCACGGCAAUUCGUGUACGUACGCUCACUCUCGCGACGAGAUGAACUACUGGUCUAGUAAACUACCCAAAGGUGCUGAUACACCAGAACCACACCAUUCUGAAUCAUCUGCACACUCGGGCAUACCCCCGCGGCCAUCCUCUACACAGUUUGUACAGCUCCUGCGACACGAGAUUACGCGAAACACCAUUGCACCGGUAGAGCUGGUGCGGCCGAAAGAAGGUAUGUCAGUUCGCGAGAAGUCAGGCAAGAGUGUGGACGUGCAGGUCACUUCUUCGGACUCCAUUCCCUGGGUUUUCGAAGUCACAUUUUCAUGCCCUGCAGUUUUCCAAGCAGUUGUACUCCUUGACUCAACACUAGCCGACUUCACACUGCACUCUGCCGUGCACUUGAAAAGCAAGGCUGUUUUCCCGUCUGUCUCGGAGUGCGACGGUAUUUUCAUCAAUCAGCACGUCAACGAGGGAGAUGUCUUUGAAGUCAACGUCCAAUGCACUCCUGCAGUUGGCAAGAGAGAACAGUGUGUUCUUUUCAAGUGUGACACGUUUGUUACCGGUCGUCUCGUGUCCGUUAGCCACUUGUCCAGCCAGCUGACGCAAUUGAUUCACGAUGCCAAGCAAACCAACCAUGGACAGUCUCUAUUGCAGUCUAUCAACAGCAGGAGCGUUUUCUGGGAAGAAAAGUUUCAGGUCAUUGAAUUUGAUGACGAUGACGGAUCACCGCAGCUUUUUCUUCCACCGUACGCCAUGUCGCCAGAAAUUGAGAAAAAGCUGCUUGAAGGCGUCUUUGACACCAAGCUUAAACGUGGCUUAGCACAGACUGAUUACAAGAACCAGCUGCACAUUCUCUUGUACAUAGAGGAGUAUCAGCGACAGCACGACGUGAAACGUUAUGAUAUGUAUGGCUACUUGCUGGAUCUUCUUGACAAGUAUCAACUGGAGAAUGGACCGUUGCUAUUUCCUCUACAUGGCCAGAAGCUGUGUCGUAUCUCUCUCAACGAGCCGCUGGAUGACCGCGAGCACUCUUUGACUGAUUCCUCAGUGGCCCUCGUCCGACCGCAAGGUUCUCCAGUAGUAUACGAGGCACCCGUGCAGCACUUAGGCCGUGAUUAUGUCGUGUUGAAGCUGAAUGCAGGGACUGUGGAAGCAUGUAUGAAGAGUGAUAAUCAAGUCGACAUCCGCUUCCGUCACUACCGUCCAUUACUGCAAGCCAUGCAUCACGCUGUAGAUAAUCUCGAGCUUGGUGUAGUGUUCCCACCACGGAUCAUGCCGAAUACUGGCCUCAUGCUCGGUCAAGCUAACACUAUUGAUGCGCACGAGGACCUGCUUAAAUCUACGCUAAAUGAGAAACAACGUGAGGUCGUGAAAACUGUGCUACAAGAUGAAAACCGACAGGUUCCGACUCUGCUUUGCGGCCCGUUUGGAACUGGCAAGACACAAACGUUGAUCGAAGCUGUCUUUCAGCUCCUGAAGCACGCGCCAACAGCUAAAAUUCUUGUGUGCAGUCAUGGCAAUCAGACUGCCGAUCUCUAUGUACACGAGCUUCAUGAAAGAUGGAAUGCUCUUGCUCAGAAGCGUGUCUCUCUCUUGCGACUCUACAAUACUCACCGGCGCUUGAACACAAUUGAUCAGCUGGUACAGAAGUAUUGCUGUGUACGUGAUGGUAGUCUGUACAUGCCGGCCUUGGAGCACAUCCAGCAGUUUCAAGUGGUGGUCACAACGUCAGACAAUGCGCACGUAUUGGCCAGCCUGGGAAUGCCAAAGAGCUACUUUACGCACGUUAUUGUGGAUGAAGCAUGUCAGAUCAUGGAGGCAGAAUCCUUGAUUCCAGUCAGUUUGGCUCAUGUUGGUACAAAAAUUGUGCUGGCAGGUGAUCAUAUGCAGAUGGAACCUGCAGUUCAUUCUCUUUUGGCGCGGCGGUUUGAUUUGCACCGAUCUUUGCUUGAUCGUCUCUACGACAACAUUGUGUAUGAGAGUUUUCCUGAGCUGCGGGUCGACCUCACUGAUAGCUAUCGCUGUGUGAAGGAGAUAUUGGAAUUGCCGUCUGAGUUGUUCUACGAUAGUCAGCUGGUAUCUAGUUACACAAAGUCGCCAACGGGGCCACAUCACAUACCUCCCAUGGUUUUCAGGAAUGUGCGUGGUCAGGAGACACAGGAUGCCGACUCUCCCUCGUUCUACAAUGUGCAUGAAGCUGCAGCGGUGGUGGAGGCUGUUGAGCACCUAGUCAACUGCAACAACGGUCUCCCAGCAGAGGAUGUGUGUGUAGUCUCUCCCUACACAAAACAAGUUGAAUUUAUUAGAUCAAUGUUGAGACCGAAACGACUUGGCAGGGUCAAUGUACUUAACAUGCGUCAGAUGCAAGGUCAUGAGUUCCGUGCCAUUAUUCUCUCAACUGUCCGAUCUUGUGCUGGUCAUCCCGAUCUUCUCGAAGACUCUCCUCAGCUUGGCUUUCUCUCUAGUCCAAAGCUGUUCAACACGGCUGUGACACGAGCGAAGGAGUGGCUGAUUGUGGUAGGUGAUGCGUUCACGCUGGCAUCGGUGGGUACAAACAGGCAGUGCUGGUUGAAGCUCAUGGGUCGCUGUCGCCAUCAGUUCAAUUCCUUCCACUCUGAUGACAAUCAAACGCGGGACUUUGAUUUACAGAUAACAAGCUCCGUUGAUUUACCAGCUAGAGCAAUUGUGGCAGCUGCAGCUCAUCAUCAAAGACCAGCCGAUGAGACACUACCUAUGCCAGCUAGUUUUAGUGAUGAAAAGCUGAUGGGCAUGAUGCGCGACAGUCGUCUGAGACGAGAAGUCCUAUGGCCUCGUGUUGAGCCGCUGGUGCGUGAGCUGCACCCAAAGCGCUAUCAUGAAAUCACCGCUGUAUUGCUUAGUUUGGAGGCAGAAGAUGUUCUGCGGUUACUUGUUGACAAGCAGCUUAGAGUACAGCGAGUUAAUGUGAUACGCCAACACCUCGAUAAAGGCAUGACUGCUGAAGAAGUGAGUCGGAAUAUGCUGCAAAUGAUUGAUCAGCACAGGAAACGACAGCAGCAGAUUCUUCACCAGCAGCAGCUGCAGCAACACCAGAAGCUGAAAGAACAGCAGCAACUUCAGUGGCAACAGCAACAACAACAGCACCAGCAGGCUCAUUCCUCUCCAGGUCUGAGAGUGGCAGCAGGCAGCAACCCCGCUCAGACCCAGAAACAGCAGCCACAACAGCAGGCGCAGCAGGCACAGUUACCACCGCACCUGACAUCUCAAGGUGACCGGCAGCUUGGUCUAUUACCUGGACAGAAUCCACCUGCAGCAACGCCGUCACCACGGCCCACAGUAGAACAGCCUAGCCAACCGAACGACAUUGCAGCAAGCUUAGCUGCAGUUCAAGAACUCUACUCCACCCAGAGCAGACUAACAGAGGAGCUAGACAUGUGCUCUCGCCGUUUAGUACAUCGCAUAGCUUCCACGCUGCCCAAACAUCCGUCUCUACAUGCGUUGCAUUCUGCUCAACAACAGCAAAUCCGAGCCAUUGCGCAGCUAAGAGGCCAUCAGCAACAUUGCUUUAGUAGCUUUAUCAACGUGGCACCCGUAUUAACGGAGGCGGCAAAUUCUUCUGGCAACGGUGCACAACGGCACGAGCAACUGCCACAGCCACCGCAGCAGCCACAACAGCAGCCACAACAGCAGCCUGCAGUAGCACCGGCACAUCACAUGCAGCAGCAGCAGCAACGCCACCAGCCACAGGCACAUCAGCCCCAACAGCAUCAGCAACAACAGCAGGUCUCUCCACUCGCGCCGGGAGCUGGUCGUCCCAUGCCGCAUACAUCACAUAGUAACUUUAGCCAAUCAAAUCUAGCAAGUAGCCUCUCAUCACAUCAGCAUACUCAGCCACAACUCAGCACAACGCUCACCUCUCCACAACACAACACUGCUAUUCCCCUGCCAAAGGCUACAAACAUCGAACACUUAGCUCCAGGAGCCGCAAUAUCAAGCCAGGCGGCGGUGGCAGCAGCAGCAGCACCACCACCGGCGUCAUCAAUAACAGAGGAUGUUUACGAAUCUGAUGAUGAAAGCUGGCAGUGAGUACAGCAAACGUUCCACUAGCUCAAAAGCAAAACGCAUUGAUUAAUAAUUAACUGAAAAUUUUUCCUUACUCAACUAGCAUGUAUAUUGUGCAUGUGUGUACCUGACAUGACAUUGAACAUAAACAUAACCUUGCGUGUCUGAGUGCAUGCUUGCCUGUCUGUAUGCGUGUGUGUAUGUGUGUAUGCGUGUGUGUAUGUGUGUGUGCGUGUAUAUGUGUGUAUGUGCAUGCAAGAUAUUAUUUCCAAAGUAGUUAAACAUGAAACCCUACUGUGCAUAAUAAAACAUGCCUGGCUAGGCUAGCAAUUAGCCUACAUGGCUUCAUACAAUUUUUCUUACAUGGAACGGAUUUUUAUAUGUUUAUGAAUGGCGAUCUCUGCUUUCACCUGCUUUUCUUGCUUUCUCGCUUAGUGCAUCUUGCUGACAUCACGUUUUCUAUUGUUUGAGCAUAAAAAGAACAUCAACCAAUGACAUAAACAUCUUGACACAGUA